This is a messenger RNA of Sorex fumeus (smoky shrew), 7815 nucleotides long. It is a transcript of the gene CFAP46, whose product is annotated as cilia and flagella associated protein 46. Gene Ontology annotation, biological process: axoneme assembly; cilium movement involved in cell motility. Lineage: Eukaryota; Metazoa; Chordata; Mammalia; Eulipotyphla; Soricidae. The record is from RefSeq and is a predicted model, not a curated record.
AUGGACCUGGUCCUCAUGCAAGAGCUGACCCACGCCGAGAACCAGAACGAUGCGUCCGCGCUGCAGCGGGCCUACGACCUGAUCAAGUCGUCCAACAUGGGCAAGUCGGAGCUGGACCCCGUGGAGAGCUUCAGUCCCGACCUGCUGGUCCUGUGUGCAGAGCGGGCCCUGAAGAUGGGGCGGCCAGAGCUGGCCGAGGACUGCAUCCGGAUGUACUUCAAGGUCAAGGGCCCCGUCACCCAGUUCCUGGGCCGAGCCCACCUGUGCCGGGCCCAGCUGAGCGCCCCCAAGUCCACAGAGAACCUGGAGGAGUUUGAGAACUGUGUCACCGAGUACAUGAAGGUCAUCAGCUUUGCCAAAGCCGAGCCCAGGUACCACUUCCUGGUGUACAACGCCUCGGUCCUCUACUGGCAGAUGGUCAGGCCCUUCCUCAAGCCGGGCUACCACCACUACCUCAUCCCCAGCCUCUCCCACAUCGUCAGCGUGUUGAACCAGACUGAGGAGGAGGACGUCGAGUGGCGGGCAGAGCUGAUGCUGGGGCUUCUUGAGUGUUAUCUCCAGGCUGGGAAAACAGAGGAGGCCUCAAAAUUCUGUUCCAUCACAGCACCGUUCAUUAAAGCUUCCGUGCCUCAGAAAUAUCGACAAAUAUUUGCUCUUAUGGUGCAGUACGAACUAAUGGAUGAGCAGCAGUUAAAGGAGGAGACAAAAGCUUCCAUCAGUCUGUUCGCCACUUUCCACCUGAAUCAGAUAAAAGCAAAAUUGGAGAAAGGUGAAGUACCUGAAGAUUUCGUCGAAACUCUGGAGCAGAGUCACAAGCAGCUGGGCCAGUAUGAUCACGAGAACUUUCCUUCAAUCAAAGAGGAAAAGAUGCUUUUGCUCUUUGAAUUGGCUCAUCUCGCUUUGACCUUGAAAUGCCAGAAAAUCGCUUCCGACUGCUUGUCAGACCUAAAGAAGAUGUCCGACACAGACCCCGGGAAGCUCAUUGAGAUCGAGUGCCUGGAGGGCGAGCUCGAAGCCCUGGGCCUGGAGAGCGCCAUGACGUCCUACCUGCGCUCCGCUGUGGAGACCCAGCUGAGCAUCACCCAGCGACUGGACGUGGCCCUGCAGCAGGCCCUGCGCCUGGGCGACCCGCGGGUCAUCCACGUGGUGUGCGCCACGCAGUGGAACCUGUGCCUGCCACUCCUGCAGCACAACCUCCGUGCCCGGCUGCGCGGACAGCUCAGCACCAUCGCGCACGCGCUGGAGAGGAUGGACAGCCUCAUGCUGCAGCUGCGCUGCCAAGUGCACAUGGAGCUGGCGCACAUCGAGAAGGACGAGGACCGGCUGGAGCUCGCCAUGGGCCACCUGCGGAAGGCCCUGCGGCUCGACAGCCUGGGCCUCCACCAGGAGAAGCUGCAGCUGUCCCUCAGCCAGCUGCGCCUCUACACCACGCUCUACCACAGCCCCGAGCGCGCCGAGGACAGGGCCGCCCUGGCCAUCGAGCAGGCCAAGAAAGCCACCCCCAAGGACAGCGUGCGCAAGAAGCGGGCGCUCCUGGUGAAUGCCGGCCUGGCCCUCGCCCCGGACACCUUCCAGAUCGUGCUGGACAGCGAGAACGAGGCCAAAGUCUCCACCGGGAAGCACCGAGGCCGCUUCACCUACCUCUUCGCCAAGGCGCGUCACCACAUCCUCUGCGUGGAAAAGGCCGCAGGGCACCUGAGACGCCUGGGGAACAAGAACAACCAGGAGAGGGUCUGGAUCUGGACGGAGCUGGUGAAGGUGGCCCGGAAGCAGGGUGUGUGGGACGUGUGCCGGACGGCGUGCCGCUUCUGCCUGCUCUACGACGGCGUCAACGCGAAGAAGCUGCUGAGGGCCACCCGCAAGGGGGCAGGGAGGAAGCGACGAGGCCAGGACAACCUCCUGCUGGAGGCGCAGACGCAGUCGGACCUGAGCGUGCUGCCCCCCGAGCUGAAGAGAAAGUUCGCGGAGGUGGGCUUCAUCUGCGGCGAGGCCACCAUCCAGCUGCUCCAGGCAGAGGGGGUGAGACUGAAUGACAGCCCCCGUCCCCCCGAGGACCUGAGCCAGCACGCGGCCGGCUUCGUGCUGGAGUCCCCGGAGGACAAUGAGGAGUGGCUUCUGUACAGCACGUGGAUAGCGAGCCUGUCCCAGCUGGCCAUGAGCAGCUGGCUGCGGGCCGCCGAGAUUGGCCGUGAGCUGCAGGAGGCGUGGGUGGUGCAGAACGCCAUGGCGUACGUGCUGAACCACAACUACCACCUCAUCGUGGCCGGGCGGCAGAAGGAGCUGGUGGGCGCCUUGCAGCAGCUCCUGGGCAUCAUCAAGUCCAUGGGCCACUGCGGAGACCCCUUGAUCGAGGCCUCCGUGUGCAACAACCUCGCCCGAGGCCUGAUCCUCAGCUGGAUCCCGGCCCACCCCCCGGAAAGGUCUAGAAAGGCCGUGCGCUCGAAUCUCCAGCACGUGCCCCUGGACGCCAACGCCGCCUCGGAGAUCGGGACCGCGGUGGAGGUCUGCGAGCUGGCCCUGAGCCUGUCCGGGGGGGCCGUGCCCGGGGAGGACGUCCCUGUCCAGGUGCGCCAGCAGCUCAUCGCCACCUGGGUGAAGGCCAAGCAGCUGUUGCAGCAGCAGAUCGGGCCGCGGCUGGUCCCCGAGGAGGGCACCAGCGAGAAGGUCAGCGCCGUGAGCAAGGUCCUCGUGGCUCUGGAGAUGUUCUCAUGCAACGGGCUGGGCCUCAUGGACUUCACCGUGCCCCCGCUGGCCCAGGUCGUGUCCAUGGCGUCCGAGUGCAGGUGGACGGACCCCGUGGUGGAGCUUCAGGCCCACAUGAGGCUGGCCCACUUUGCCUACGCAGCCCGCAACCACGAGCUGACCGUGGCCUGCGCGCAGAAGGCCGUCCAGAUGGCCAUCACGCUCCUGAGGGUCACCAACCCGGCCGAGGUCCCUCUGCUGGCCGAGAUGCUGAGCAGCACCUGCUACGUCCAGGGCCGCAGCAUCAUAGAGAACAUGAAGGGCCAGAAGAGGCUGCGGCACGUGGCGGCCAGGGCCUUCCUGGAGGGCGUAAGGUUCGCUGGCAUUGCCGAGAACAGCGCCCUGGUGCUGCUGGGCGCGCGGCACUUCUGGAACUCGUGGCUCCCCAUGCUGGGCUCGGCGGCCAGCAGGAAGAUGUGCCGGAGCAGCCUGCAAAAGGUCAUCCACAUCAUCAACAAGACGGAGGCCAAGAAGCCGAAAAAGAGAAAGAUACUGCUUCUGCAUCAGUGGCCGACGGCAGACUUCCAAAGCGGAGGGAUCAGUGAAGGCUACUUCCUCCCAGGUGCUGAGGAAGACCUGACACUGCGGGCUGCCCUCUACGGCCUCCUGUUCCACAGCUAUGCUGACAAUGAGGACUGGGCGGGCGGCCUCAAGGUGCUGGGCGAGGCCGCCCAGGUGCUGCCGCGGACCCCACACCGGCUCCUGAUCUUCAAGCAUAUGAUCAUCGUCAAGGCCAAGCUGGGGCAGACGUUCCUGAUGGAGAUCCAGAAGUUCAAGGACGAGAGCGAGGACUACCUGGCGCACAUGUGGUACCGCCUGGCCCUGAACUCCAAGAGCAUCCACGGCCAGAUGAUGUGCUACCAGAACGCCAUCCAGGCCUUGCAGAGGCCGGAGAGCAGGUGGCAGAAGGUGGACUACAUCCUGGAGUUCAGCAAGUGGCUGUACUACAGACAGUUCCCACUGAACAACGUGGUCUUCCUGCUCCAGUGGGCCAUCCACAUCCUGCUGCGGAUGGGGGCCCCCAGGGAGGCGCCCGAGCCGGCAGAGGAGCCCCCGGAGAAGGCCGAGAGCCCGAAGCCGAGCCCGGGCGGCUGGGAGAGGCUGCGCAGUGUGCGGCAGCUGGAGGCGCUGGCCCGGGCCCACACGCUGCUGGCGCUGGUGACCGCGGCCUCCUCGCCUCGCUACGAUGACCACUGCCUGCUGGCCUGCGCCUUCUUUCAGCACAUCUGGAAGGUUUCUUUUCAAGCGGUACAACAAGCCAUUUCUGAGAAUAAAAUCAGAGUAGCAGGCAGCACGCACACAGUCGUAGGCAGUACCCACUCGUUGCUGAACAAAAAAGAGAGGGACAAGAAGAAGGAGAGGGAGAGAGGGAAGGAGGAGAAGACCAAGGAGCCGAGCAAGGAGCUGAAGCCGCAUCUGGAAGAUCUCCCGGCGAGCAUCACCGAGUGGGCGUCCUACUUCUGCCCUGUGGAGAUGGUGUCCGUGCUCCAGAUGGACAGGAGCGACUUCACGGUCAACGCCGUCAGCAUCCCAAAGCCCACGUACACGCUGUACUACGUGGACCAGCUGGUGAAGGCCCUGCAGAAACUGUCUCUGCACCAGCUCACCGUCCCACUCCUGCAGCUCGGGGUGCUGAUCGCCGACUCCGUUCUAGAGAACCAGAGCAUCAAGGAUCUCUACCACCUCCGGCUCGCCCUGGUCUGCACAGAGCUGGGCCUGAAGGAGGCCGCGGCCCAGCACGAGGACGUGGUCGGCCAGGUGUACAUCACUGAGGCAGAGCAGGCGAGCUGUAGGAAAGAGAUGGCUCUGCUGAAGGAAAAGAACAAGGACGUCCUGCUGGACAGCGAGCCCCAGCCCCAGCGCCCGGACACCGUCCAGCAUGAGCUCCCCAAGCCCCUGGUGGCCAAGGACAAGAUUCUGAAGAUGAAGGAGGAGAACAGGAAAGUCCUGGAAGGCACAUCCUUCCCCCACCUGUGGACGCUCAAAGCAGAGGUCCUGCUGGAGAUGGAGCUUUACCAGCCCGCGAGGCUGCUCCUCUCUGAGGCCCACCUGGCUUUCCAGGAGCUGGGGGACCCCUUCGCCCAGUCCCGGUGCCUGUGUCUGCUGGCGCAGCUGGCGAACAAGGAGCGAGAUUUCAGGGGCGCCAGGCGGAUGGUGGAGGAGGCCCAGCGGCUGGGGGGUGGCGAGGAGUUCUGGCUCCGCUCCACGCUGACCCUGGCCGAGGCCAUCCUGUCCAUGGGCCCGAGACGCCAGAACAUGGAGGUCCCCCGGCUGCUACAGAGACUCAUCGGCGCCUUCGAGGUGCUCAAGAAGGAGCGGCCCAACCGGGCCCCUGUCCUGGAGCGCAUGAUGGUAGAGCUAGAGUCCAGGUUUCUGAGCAUGCAGGUCCGGAGCGCCCGGGAGCAGCUGGGCCUGGGCCUGCAGCUGCUGUGCCAGCUGGACGCGUCGCUGGUGGACCUGGAGAAGAGGCUGCGCGGAGGCGGCGGAGGCGGCGAGAAGUGCGUGGACGUCAUGCUGGAGCGCGUGGAGAUCAAGAAGCUGUGCGCCCAGCGGGAGGAGAGCGAGGAGGCGAGAGCCGCGUACUACCUGGAGGCCUUCGGCUUGGCUUCCGAAGCCGUGGCCAGAGGGGAGGCACGCUACCACACCAUCCGCUUCCUGCUGGCCCACCACGAGGUGCAGACGCCCAGCAGCCCCGUGGCGUGGAGCCUGGCGCACCUCAAGCUGGGCCUGGUGGAGCUCUCCCUGGAGCUGCUGCAGCUGCUGUGGCAGGAGGCGCGGGCGCGGCAGGCGGAGCAGAGCACCAUGGGCAAGGUGCUGGCCGAGUACCUGCUCAGCGUCCGGGAGCUCAGCGCCAGCACUGUGAGGUGGCUGGCGCUGGGGCGGACCCUGGCGCACUCGAUGCUGGCCCAGCUGGGCAGCCUGCAGCCCCUGGUGGCCCACUGCCCUCCACUCCGUGCCCGCUACCUGGGCCUGGCCGGGAAGGCCCUGCGCCUGCUGGCCGAACAGGCUGCCCCGCUGCACCCCGCCUUCCGCUGGGGGGACGGACCCUCGGUAGGUGCCAGAGGCUGGGGGCAUCAGGGCUGCGGGGAGGCCGCAGAGCCAAGCAUCCUGCAGGGCCUCCGUCGGGACUGGGAAGCCGAGGAAAACAAGUCCUCCAGGGCCACCCUGACCAGCCCCAGGGAGGCGCCCUCCGAGCUGUUCACCCAGAAGAGCUGGGAACUGAAGAGGAGGCUGCUCCAGGCCCAGCGGUACCUGGCGCAGGCGUCCGAGGUGCUGCUGCAGGGCCUGCAUGUGGCCCUGGGGCAGCGCCUGCUGGACGUGGCGGCAGCCGCCAGCCUGCAGAUGGUGGAGUGUGUGGGCACCCUGGACCCCUUUGCCGCCUGCCAGUUCCUGGCUUUGUCUCAGAGUUGCUCGGCCUCUGGCUCCAUGCGGGAGGUGCUGCUCGCGGCCACGGCCAACACGGGCAGCUCACAGCUGGCUGCGCUGCUGCACCUGGAGCAGAGGCUGCGGCAGCUGGGCCGGACGAACACCAGGCUCUUCGCCAGCGUGGAGCGGCGGCUGGACACCACCUUCAAGGCGUGGCAGAGCCUGGGCGUCACGGAGCAGCACUUCAGCCUCCUGGGUGACCUGGCGCCCGCCUACCGCCUCCUGCUCCUGCACCACGGGCCGGACAGAGCCCAUCUGUACGGGGCAGCCUACGAGCGGGCCCAGGUCACCCCCACGGCCCGAGGGAAGCAGACGCACACAGGGGGUGCCUGCAGGGUGGCCCGGGCGGCCGUGAGCCCAGAAGCCUUCUCUGCCCUGCUGGCUGGCGUCCACCAGUUUCAGGAGCAGACCCAGGUAGCCGGUCAGGGCCCAGGGCAGCCGGGUGCGGAGGGCAGGUGGUGAGUGCGAGUGAGCCCUUGCUCCUGCCCCACAGGUGAAGAGAGACGGCGGCCGCAGCUUGCUGACCUGCUGCGGCCCCUGGAGCAGUACCUGGCGCCCCUGAGUCCACUGCUGGCCUGGGCGCUGGACAACAGGACUCAGAACCCCCAGGCGGUGCCGGACGUGGGGAAGGCCAAGGGCAGGGACAAGGACCGGCGGCCAUCCACCGUCCAGGGUGAGCCGGUCCAGCCCGAGCCUGCGGACAGCAUCGUCGUCAUCGCGGACCAGCCGCUGCUCGAGCUGCCCCUGGAGGGGCUCACGGUGCUCGCCGAGGCGCCCGCCACGUCCCUGUCCCGGGACUUCUCCCUGCAGAUGCUGAGCGAGCGGCUGCGCAAAGCCGAGACCGACGGCAGCUUGAGGCUGGAGAGCAAAGCCCUGAGGAAGUCGGUGCCGUCCAAGAAGGGCAAGAAGGCGGCCAUCCGCACUCUGCCCCCUGACUGUGCCAUCGUGGACACCGACGGCAUCAAGUACAUUGUGGACCCCAGCGAGGAGGACCAGGACUCGGAGCCGCUGAGCCCCGUGUGUGUGGCCCAGGAGAUCUUGGACAGGUUCCAGGAGUCCCUCACCACUCACUGGACAGGUCACCUGGGCAGAGCAUCUUUCCCGAGCCAGGCCGACUGGGAGCGCGCACUGGGCGGCUGCAGCGGCUUCUUCUUCUACGGGAUGGACCCCUUCCUGUCCCACCUGCGGGCCGAGAGGCUGGUGGCCAUGAACCUGGAAGACUGCCGGCUGAUGGUCCUGCUGGACCUGACCAGCUCCCAGAGGACCACACGCAGAUGCAGGCAGCUGGCAGAGAGUGGCAGCCUGUCCUCGCAGCGGGCCCUGGAGAAGCCCGUGGAGACGGCCGUCCUGCUCAGCCUGGCCGGGGUGCGCAGCGUGCUAAGCAACCAGUGGCCCACGGAGCUGGCGGCCAACGUGCUACGGGCCGGGAUGCUCUGGGAGAACCUGCUGCAGUCUGCCAGGCCCAUUGGGCGGGCUCUGAGGGCCCUUCAGAAGAUGGGAGCUGAUGACCUGAUGAAGCCAGAGGAGUUGCCACCUGUGCUGAGAGCAAGGCUGUCCCUAGUCCAGGAGCAGCUCCCGGGCGCCGACUGGCCGGCCGUCACCCUCAACUCGGUGCUGUACGGGCUGCCGCGCCAGGUCAUCGGCUGA